AUGGCCGGAGUUGAUAGAGCCAACAGCGCCGACAAGCUGGGACAUUACGACACGAUCAUUCUUGGCGCAGGAAUCGCGGGGCUUGCAUGUGCAUCCCGACUACUUGAAGCACAACUGCAGCAGCCAAAUACUAGACUACAGGUACUAGAAGCCCGAGACCGUAUCGGUGGCCGGAUCGCGUCUGUCCAUGUUGACGGCUGCCGCUUGGACACGGGCGCGAAUUGGAUUCAUGGCGUUGGCAGUGCACAGAGACCGAAUCCGCUCAUGGAUAUUCUUCCGCAUAAGCGACUCAGAGCACUGAAGGGGUCUGUCUUGUUCCGGGCACCAUCACCGAGUGAUGGAGAGGAGGUCGAUUCUACUGCGAGGAAUACGAAGAGUAAUAGCUGGUCCGCCGCAGAAGGACAUCCUUCGAAAGAGGUCAGUCGCCUAGGCCAAGCAGCAGCGCAUCUUAUAUGUCCAGCAACGUCGGCAACUACGAGUGCAGACUUUUCCGAGAGCAGUGCCCACGGCCUAUCAAUUCCCGCUGAUACGGCUAGAACAAUCGUCUCAUGCGUCCAGAACGCAAUUGGCCAAGUGGCAGACCUCGCCGCAACAGUCCCCGCAGAAACAGCAAAGCAGACUUCCAUCCACCAGGCGCUGGUAAGCACAAAGGCCUUUCGGGAUGCAUUUGAGCUUGUGCCGAGAAGGUACCAUCACUCACUAAGCACGUUGUUCCAAGGCAUAGAAAGCAUGGAGGCUGCUCCACUUCUUGCACAGACUACAGAGCCCGGACGUCCCGAGAGCGAGCAUGGCCUAGGGCUGCUGGAGUACGCAGUAGACGAGUUCGAGGGCGAGCACGUCUUUCUCCAGGACGGGUAUGUCGAGAUCAUCGAUGAGAUCGCUAAGCCGCUGCUCGAGGCUGGCGCUAUUGCGCUGGAAACCGUUGUAACCCGAGUUGACUGGACCGCGAGCCCUAUCGUCAUUGAAACAGAUCGGGGAGUCUUUACGGCGAGGGAAGUCGUGUGCACAUUCCCCCUGGGUGUGCUGAAAGAUACCUGUGGCAAAGAGGACGCAAUGUUCAAGCCAGCCUUACCAGCCGAGAUGCAAGAGGCAAUACAGCAUCUCGGCUUCGGCACGCUUGACAAGGUCUUUGCAAUCUACUCCAGGCCGUGGUGGAACGAUGAACCGUAUCGCUCCGUCAUCAAGAACGGGCUCAUUUCCCAACAAAGAGAACCUCCGGCCGAGAGUGAGGACGAGGUGCCUGAUUCAUUUCUAGGUUUCACCUCCGAACUGAGCGGCAUCUCAGUCGGCAGCGAUGGCUCCGUGUCUCCUGACGCGUACCGACUGCCAGUCAUGAACCUACACAGCUUAACCGGACAACCUGUCCUCUGCGCCUUCGUCUCUUGCAAGACUGCCACAACAGUCGAAGGAAUGACGGACGAAGCCAUCGGCGGGCUGUUCCAUCGAACCCUAACCCAGUGGUUCGGCAUCGAGCCGCCAACUCCACCAGAUGCUGUAUAUGUCACUCGGUGGGCGCAAGACGCGUACUCCAGGGGUGCCUACAGCCAUAUGAUCACUGGGCUGUCUGAAGCGCGGCAUAGAGAGGCCCUCCAAGAGCCUGUAAUUAAUGACGCCGGCGAUGUGCUGAGGUUUUCGGGCGAACACUGCUCGCGAGAUCAUUUUGCAAUGGUUCACGGCGCUUUGCUGGACGGCUGGAGGGCGGCUGAUGCAUCGUUGGGAGUGUCAACUUGA
Aspergillus puulaauensis is the source of this 1731-nucleotide messenger RNA. RefSeq names its product flavin monoamine oxidase family protein. The coding region runs from base 1 to 1731 and encodes 576 amino acids. Gene Ontology annotation, molecular function: oxidoreductase activity. The transcript has a single exon. The record is from RefSeq and is a predicted model, not a curated record. NCBI's taxonomy places the organism in Eukaryota, Fungi, Ascomycota, Eurotiomycetes, Eurotiales, Aspergillaceae.